Molecule: messenger RNA, 347 nt
Organism: Sinocyclocheilus grahami
Lineage: Eukaryota; Metazoa; Chordata; Actinopteri; Cypriniformes; Cyprinidae
Product: NADH dehydrogenase [ubiquinone] 1 alpha subcomplex subunit 12-like
Exons: 3
Coding region: 84-347 (87 amino acids)
Biological process (GO): response to oxidative stress
Cellular component (GO): membrane; respiratory chain complex I
Source: RefSeq, a predicted model, not a curated record
GAGUGCUGGCGGAACCCGUCGUGUGAAGAGGGGGGAACGGUAGAGUCGCGCUGCAGUCCGUCAGUGUUUAGAGUCCGUCGCUUAUGGCGGAGUACGCGAGCAUAGUGCGGCGGGCCGUGGGGCAGCUCACCGGUCACGGCGGUGUUAAAGGCUUCCUGCUGCAGCUCCUCAGGGUGAAUGAUAUAAAGACUGGAGCAUUGGUGGGUAUUGACAAAUAUGGCAGCAAAUACUAUGAGGACAACAGAUACUUUAUCGGCCGUCAUCGAUGGGUGAUUUACAGCACGGAGAUGAACGGCAAGAACACUCUGUGGGACGUUGAUGGCAGCAUGGUCCCUGCCGAAUGGUAA